UAAAAAAAGUCUUAAAAAAUUGCUCUUAAUAUUAGCUUUAAAUAUUUGAUCUGCCGUUCUUAGCACUCUCUCUUCGCGGCUCUCUUUGUAUUAGAACAAUUCUCUUUUGUUUUGCGUAUGUUACUAUAUCAAAAUACUAUAAAGAUAAUGAAUUAGUUCGUGCAUAGAUGUGAAUGGUGUAGGUCGCAUAAUUAAAACAGACUUACACUUUUUUUUUGCAAUAACAUACAAGAUAAUAAGUCUGUGCUAAAACAAUAUAAUUUAAACAAAUCAAAGAUUGGAUGAAAUGGGAAAAUUAUCAUUGACUGAUUACGAAGCGGUGAAGAUUCCUGUGCCUUGGGGUUACAUUUCGGGUCGUUGGUAUGGCAAUCGAAACGAGCGACCCAUCCUCGCGAUCCAUGGAUGGUUGGACAACCUGGGCAGCUUUGAUCGGCUGAUUCCCCUACUCCCGGAUUACAUAGGAGUACUCUGCAUCGAUCUGCCAGGACAUGGCAGAUCCUCGCACCUUCAGUCGGGAAUGAACUACAGUGUCUACGAUUACGUGUUCAUCAUUCCGCGAGUGAUGAAGGAGUACGGAUGGACGAAGGUCUCCUUGAUAGGUCACUCAUUGGGUGGAGUCCUGUGCUUCAUUUACACCUCCCUGGCCCCUCACACAGUGGAUAUGGUGGUCUCCCUGGACAUAUUGCUGCCAAUGAGGAAUGAUAUAGACUAUAUGGAACUGAGCUUAGAGAAGCAACUGCUGAAUGUUGAGAGGCAGAGGCUGGGAAACUACAGUGAGCCACCCUCCUAUACACUCCCUCAGUUGGGAAAGGUCAUGGCCCAAGGAAGCUUCAAUUCCGUUUCCCCGGAUCUGGCUAAGCACCUGCUGCACCGCCAGUUGACCAAGUCGCAACUGUAUCCCGAGAGAUUCUACUUCUCCAGGGAUAUUCGUGUCAAAUACUACCACUACAUGGACAUUGACGAUGGUCUAGGAGCUGAAAUGGCGAGACAGAUCCACAAGAAACCGUACCUUAUUAUAAAGGGCUCUUUGUCGCCAUAUCUGCCAGCUCGCAAUAACGAGGCCAUUUCCAUUUUGGCCAAGGAUAACCCACACUUUGAGUUCUACGAGGUGGAGGGCGGUACUCAUCAUCUUCAUCUUCAUGCCGCCGAGGAGUGUGCCACAUACAUAGUGCCCUUCAUCCAGCAUCAUCGACCUCCUGCCUUGAAUUCCUGGACAAUAACGGGAAACGGGGAUAGUACUAUCGUUAGAAAACCGAAAGGAUUCUUGGCCUGGACUAAGAAAAAGCGCAGCAAGUUGUAAAGUAUAGAUAAUAAUAUUUUAAAACCUGGUUACUGAUACUUUUAUAUUUCUAGUAAAUCCAAUUUUAAAACUAUUUACCAUUUGUAUUUCUAACCUAAGUGUAAAAAUUUGAUUUCUUAACUGUUUUGCCAUUAUUAGUUAAUAUGUAUUGACACUUUUUUUUUCAUUUAAACAAAUAUAUUUAAAUGUUAUUUAGUAAAUACUUAAAUUCAUAAUCAAUUUAAUGCCGAGAUUUAAGAAUGAAAAUUGUAAACAAAAUUACUGAACGAAUAAAAUAAUUGGUGCUUACAGAUCUUGAUAUUUAUAAGCAUUACAGUACGAUACUACGGUAUCUUUAAGAGAUCUAAAAUUUGUUCUCUUUUCAAUGUCAAGCUCUC
This is a messenger RNA of Drosophila rhopaloa, 1677 nucleotides long. Its product is annotated as probable serine hydrolase. Lineage: Eukaryota; Metazoa; Arthropoda; Insecta; Diptera; Drosophilidae. The coding region runs from base 287 to 1300 and encodes 337 amino acids. The record is from RefSeq and is a predicted model, not a curated record. The transcript has 2 exons.